AUGGCUAAUAGUCUUACACGUACUUUCUUAUUUGGUUCACGAGUGGUACAAACAAGCUUUGUACGUACACUCACUUCUCAAGGUUCAAAAGGAAGCGGUACCAAUACUCAAUCAGGUGGUUAUGGUGGUAGUGGUUUAUCAUCUCAACAAUCAGGUGGUCGUGGAGGCAGCGGUUCAUCAUCACAACAAUCAGGUGAUCGUAAAGGCAGCGGUUCAUCAUCACAACAAUCAGGUGAUCGUAGAGGCAGCGGUUCAUCAUCACAACAAUCAGGUAGUACUGAACGCACUAGUCCAACAAGCCAAAAAACAAAUGUUCUUGGAGCCGAUGGUGCUGAUUAA
Molecule: messenger RNA, 339 nt
Organism: Rotaria sordida
Lineage: Eukaryota; Metazoa; Rotifera; Eurotatoria; Philodinida; Philodinidae
Source: the annotation of a GenBank genome assembly